Messenger RNA from Falco peregrinus (peregrine falcon), 3404 nucleotides. RefSeq names its product junctional cadherin complex regulator (gene JHY). Lineage: Eukaryota; Metazoa; Chordata; Aves; Falconiformes; Falconidae. Gene Ontology annotation, biological process: axoneme assembly. The record is from RefSeq and is a predicted model, not a curated record. Bases 108 to 2414 code for a protein of 768 amino acids. The transcript is spliced from 9 exons.
GCGGCGUCCGCCGGCGCAGCCAUAGCGACGGGCCGGGGCAGGGGCCGAGGCCUCGGGGCUGAGCCGGCUGAGAGGAGCUGGUGUAUACCAUCAGUGCAAAACACAGAAUGAAUUCUUCAGAUAAGAAGUAUAUUUCAGUUUCUUCUCCACAGACUUGCAACAUGAGUAAAAAGCAUGUUCCUCAAAACGUACUCAUGCAACCAGAUUUCCACCCUGUGAAUUGGAAAACGCCACCUGUAAGUGAAAGGGCCUUUGCAUCAAGUCUGCAUGACUCCCAAGAGUCUGACUCAGAAAGCCUUGUUCAGGAGAGACAGUAUCAGUUAGAACUCCAGCAGCGGAUUCGUGAAAAUGAAGAACUGGUAGGACGGUAUUUUGAUGAGCUGGAGAAUGACAGCUUAGAAGAAGAUAGCUUGGAGCAAAUGAGUUUAAAAGAACAAGAAGGAGCAGAGUAUGACACAAAUCAAUGUACACAUGGAAUACAAAAGAAUGAUGGUAAUGGAAGGAAACAACAGUCUGUAGACAAAUACUUCAGCCUAAGAUAUAAUCCUAAUUGGAAGAACACAGAAUUUUCUGAGGCAGAAAAAGCAUGUCAAGUUGCUGGAGGAAGCAGUGCAGAUUUUUCACAAGAUUCAUUUUACCUCCAUUCCAGUGACUCCCCAGAAGAGAAGAAUCAACAGGACGCAAAGUCACAAGAGUCAUUCUCAGAGUUUGGCACAGAAUUACUAAGCUUUCGUGAACCAAAUGCUGUGGUCAGCACUGAAACUUUUAGGCUACAUACCAAAGGGAAGGAAUCUGCAGAUGGCUGUCAUUUCAAACAUAGUCCCAGUGGAUGUGGCAGUGCUUUUUCUCUUCAAAUUCAAGGAGAUCGGCCACACAGAGCAAAAACAGACUUUGUGGAAAAGAAUAAACGGACAUUAGGUUUACGUUCAAAUAAGAUAAAUUCCUAUCUUCAGUUACACAGUAAAAAGCAAGAAGCUCUUCAAGAGCAGGUUACAGAUCCUAAAGCAGUUGAUGAGGAACCCGUUCAGAGUGUCCUGCCAUUCCAGACUGUGAAAAUGGAGCCUGAAGACAAAUGGUACCUGAAAGCACAGCAGCUCAAGGAUCACCAAAAUAAGUCCUCCCAGAGAGAUAAAAUAAAAUCCAACCAGAGUCUCAGACAGAGAGCUUUCCCAAGGAAUGACAGCCAACAUCCAACAGGAAGGCCAGCAAAACCAAAGUCUUGGCACCACAGGCACCACCAAGUAUCAGGAUUUCGGACUGCUCCUCUGCAGGCAGUGGAGCAGGACAACAGCGGUGCACUGCAGAAAAGGCUGUAUCCAAGUCAUUCUGUUGACCCUGACACGAAUACAGCAGCAAAUUCAGAUACUUGCUUAAAUAAUUUCCCAAAUUCAAGGCACACUGUUAAUCGGGAUUUUACCACAUCUACCUACCCUUCUCAUCCAACAUUACAUAGAUUUAACCCAGCAGAGGUUAUAACUCCAGCAUAUACCAGCAAGGAGAGCAAGAAAUAUCAGCAUCAUUCUCCACAUGGACUUCCACAUGACCAGCAACAUCUGUACAACCAUGUCAGUGUGCAGCUUUUUGCAAGAGAUAACAGUACCAAUGGUCAAGCACAUCCACAUCAGAGGAAUAUUUCAUCUACUUUUCAUGCCAAUUUCCAAGAAUUGGUGAAGGAUCAAGCAUCACUUCAGGAUUGCAAAAGACACAUUUAUGUGGAUAAAAGGCCUUCUCAGUCUUCGGUUCACAGUUCACCAACAGCCCCUUGUACAACCUCUCCGUUUACCCAAAUGAUGGAGCAACAUCACCAAGAAAUCACUCAUUUGACAGAAGCUCACUUAGCUGACCUGCAGUUGUUCAGCCUACAUCCACCUACAAUCCCACAGACAGAAAGUGGUUCAGAGGUAGAUCCAGAAAGUGGUGAAGGAAGUAGAGUGAAAAUAAGCCAAAGCAACUCAGAAGGAUAUUUAAUGGAAAAGCAAAAACAGCCUAAAUUCAGCAAAAAGCCAUGUCGCUCAAAACCCUACAUAAACCUGAAUGUAAAGCUUGGAGGCCUCGGACCUGACUAUGAAGCAAUCAAAGAGAAAAAAGAGAAGUUAAAGCAACAAAAGGAAUAUGCAAAGCAAAUUAAGGAACAUAAUAUGAAAAGCAUUGCUUCAGUUCAGAGAUUACCUACAAAGCCCCAGGUCGUAUCUUCAGUGUCAAGGCAGAAGGCGCUGGAAUAUGCUAAGAAGAUUCCUAGACCAAAGACUUUCACAGCAAGGCAAUCAAAUGAAGAGGUGAAAGAGGAAAGAGUUCUGCCAUGGACUUUAAAUGGAGACAGUUUACCUCAGAUAGCAUCCUUGGAAACUUUGCAAAAUAGACACGAGAAGGAGAAGGAAGUUGUAGCUGCUUUCAGAACCCUUCAUAUCUUCUAAGUAUUUUGGAAUUAUUAGGGAUAUCUUCAAGGCAAAAGUGGCUGAACUAUUUAAUUAUGAGUAUCAAUCACGUAUCGACCAUCAUCAAUUCAACCAUCACAUAUUGAUUUACUAUUCCACUGAAAUAUAAAGUGCCUUCAUUUUAAUAAUUGUUAAAUUUUAGAAUCAGUUAUACUAUACCUAAUUUCAAAAAACUUAAACAGUUGCAUAUGUAGCAUUUUAAAUCUGGUCAUCUCCAUUAUUAUUUUUCUUUGAAAACAACUGAUCAGUUGCAUCUUUCAGACUAAUCAGCUGUUGUCUUGUCACAGCUGGAUCAUUUUUAGACACAUCAAACAUAUGGGCAUAUCUACAAAAUAUUAAAAAUAAACAUCAGUUUCAUUUUAUGAUCUCAAUAUCAGCAAUGUUUCUCUUUUUGGAGUGCAGACUGCCCAGAAAUAAAGCCAAAAAUAAUCUGUUGCUAUUAAGAAAGAGAACAAAAAUGUGCACCAAACAUAGCAGUUGGUAAUGAUACAAUACUAAUUAUUCAAGUGUUAUUCUGUUAUCUCUUAGUGAAUAGCUGUCACAUCAAGACCAAAAUUUUGAAGCUUCAUCUGGGACAAGAAAAUUCAAAACAAGUACUGGCUGAUCAUGCAGACAAUCUGUUAUUAAGCAGAAGCAGUUGGAAAAUAUAUUGAGUAACUAAGGAUAAUUGAGAGCUACAUGUUUGAGAGGAAACAGCUUUUAACAGAUUAAAUCUAUAAAAAUAACAACAAACAGAUGGGUUUCUUAUGAUGGUUCCAUUUCUUUAACUUAGUAAAUUAUUAAUUAAGUCAACACAUGAAAUGUGAUUAGAACACACAGCAAGGGAAUUUUGAAGAAAACACACUGAAAUAUCUUUGAAAAUAAGCUAGUUAAAAUGAAAAAAACACAACAACAACAACCUUGUGAUUAUGUGUAAUUACUUUAUCUGAUUUAUUAGGUUCCCUUUUGUAUGGGAGAAGAGAGAGAAGU